UAGAUGUUUUUAGUGUUUUGUUGAAAACAUUGUCGAUUUUUAAUAAUACGGCUCUUUUUUGGAAUACGUGAACAUGUUUCAUUCACUAUCUCGUUUAUUAUUAUCAUCACAGAAUACAGGUUAUCGUUUAUCUUUAAGACUUUUGAAUACUUCUACGCCUAUAACACGGGGCCGGUACGCAACUGAUCAGAUAAAAUAUGUAAAAUCAGUUAUAUCAAGUUCCAAGAAUCUGGAAUGGUCUACAUUAAAAAAAGAUACUUUAGAAAUAAAGGGCUCCAUCAACAGCCAAAACAUAGAUGCUGUGUUCUUGAAGGUGAUGGUAAACGGCAGAAACUUUGAAGCGGCACUGUCUUUUGCUGAAUAUUUAAAGUCUAGCAAUGCAGAACUGAAUCUUGGUUCUAUAAACGGUCUCUUGGUUUUGUUUUAUGAAAUGGGCAAGGAGAAUGAAUUAUCAGAGGAGCAAAAAGCAUUUAUUUUAGAAUCUUAUAAAGAUCUGUACAAUAAGUAUAAAGUGUUAGAUUCUACGACCUGUGAGAAACUGAUACAUGCUCUGUGUGUGAUAAAUGAAUGGAAAAAGGCUUUGAAAGUAUUAGAGGACAUCAAGCUCACUAGCAAGCCGUCUCAUUCGGCUUAUAGUUUGAUAAUUGCUAGUCUUUUCAAUGUGAAUAAAAAAAGUGAUGCAUUAAAGAUCAUAGCAAGAAGUGUAGCUGAUGAUCGGCCUAUACAACACACUGCAUAUGUUGCGUGGAUAAACUAUAUCAUAAGGAAAUACAAAGACAAGAAAACUAUAACUAAGUAUUUAGAGGAAAUCAAUAUGAACAUUUUCAAUAACUCUGUGAGCAUCUCUGAGCAGACAGCUCAGUUAGUACAGGAAACUUACAGUAAUUUAAAUUGGAAUGCACAAUUUACUAGAAUAAGAAAAAUAGAUGGUGAAUGUAUGUGCUGUAACCAACAGCUGGACUGUUUAAAACUCUCAGAAGAAGAAUUUCAGAUGUUGCAACAGAAUAUAAAACAAAAACUGAUAGUAGGAUCUGAUUUAUUUUUAAAAACAUCACCAGAUGAGCUGGAUAGGUUCCUGAGAUUUGUUAACAAUACUGCACCUUACGAUGUGGUGUUGGAUGCCUUGAAUAUAGCGUAUAUUGCCAGGAACGGUAAUUUAGACAGAGUUAGUGUAUUGAGCAUGGUGGUGAACUAUUUUGAAAGCCAGAACAAGAGGAUGUUGUUAUUGGGAAGAAAACACAUGCUGGGCUGGCCAAGGAAACAGAUGCAACAGAUAAUGGGUAAAACUUGCAGUUUCUUCACUGACGACUUAUCUCAAGAUGACCCAUACUUCAUAACAGCAGCAAUCCUCAGUGGUUCCCACACAGACAUUGUAUCCAAGGACUUGCUCCGAGGCCACCAGUUCUUGCUGAAGGAUGAGCAGCUGAGGCUUGUGUUCCGAAGGUGGCAGUGGCAGCACCAGUGCAUGGUGUUCUUGAAUAAGAGGCGGAAACUUAUUGUGCAGCCACCUCUCAAGUUCACUCCCUGCGCCCAGAAGAAGAACGGCGCUUGGCAUUUAGUCUACGAGAAGCCCCACGAGACUGACUCCUUCGGGCCGCAGAUCAAUGACGGAACGCCCGACCUAACUACCUGGCUCUGUCUACGGCCCCCGAAUGCUUCGGUCAAUAAAUGAUGUACUUUUUA
This is a messenger RNA of Ostrinia nubilalis (European corn borer), 1683 nucleotides long. RefSeq names its product mitochondrial ribonuclease P catalytic subunit (gene mldr). Lineage: Eukaryota; Metazoa; Arthropoda; Insecta; Lepidoptera; Crambidae. Gene Ontology annotation, biological process: tRNA 5'-leader removal; mitochondrial tRNA 5'-end processing. The record is from RefSeq and is a predicted model, not a curated record. The transcript has 5 exons. The coding region runs from base 74 to 1672 and encodes 532 amino acids. Gene Ontology annotation, cellular component: mitochondrial ribonuclease P complex; mitochondrion. Gene Ontology annotation, molecular function: protein binding; ribonuclease P activity.